UUUUUUUAAUUUGAUGAUUAUUGUUAUUGCAGUUAUAAAAAUGAAAGUAGCAGUGGUAGGGGCAGGGAUAAGUGGAUUGGUUUCUGCAUAUGAAUUAGCAAAAUCUGGGGUUAAAGUUGUAAUUUACGACAAGGAAAAUUAUAUCGGCGGCCAUGCUAAGACCGUUACCGUUAACGGCGUUGAUCUUGACCUUGGAUUUAUGGUCUUCAAUCGGGUAACUUAUCCAAACAUGAUGGAAUUUUUCGAGAGUCUUGGUGUCGAUAUGGAGAUCUCCGAUAUGUCAUUUUCAGUGAGCUUAGACAAAGGUCAUGGUUGCGAAUGGGGUAGCCGGAAUGGAAUCUCUGGUCUGUUUGCACAGAAAAAGAAUGUCUUGAAUCCAUAUUUCUGGCAAAUGAUCAGAGAAAUUAUCAGGUUCAAGCAGGAUGUCAUAAGUUACCUUGAGGAACUUGAUAACAAUCCUGAUAUUGAUCGUAACGAGACAUUAGGACAUUUUAUUCAAUCACAUGGAUAUUCUGAAUUAUUUCAGAAAGCUUAUCUGGUUCCAAUAUGUGCUUCUAUAUGGUCCUGCCCCUCAGAUGGAGUAAUGGGCUUUUCUGCUUACUCCAUCCUUUCAUUUUGUCGCAACCACCAUCUUCUUCAGCUCUUUGGUCGCCCUCAAUGGCUCACUGUUAGAUGGAGAUCACAUACAUAUGUAAACAAGGUUAAGGAUGAGUUGGAGAAGAGAGGAUGUCAAGUAAGGACUGGCUGUGAAGUAAAUUCUGUAUCUACGAAUGAAGAAGGUUGUACUGUAGCUUGCACCGAUGGUUCCAAAGACAUAUACGAUGGAUGCAUAAUGGCUGCACAUGCACCAGAUACUCUGAGGAUGUUAGGCAAAGAGGCAACAUAUGAUGAAACAAGAAUAUUGGGUGCUUUCCAAUAUGUUUACAGUGAUAUUUUCCUUCAUUGUGACAAAACUCUCCUGCCUCGCAACUCAGCAGCGUGGAGCUCAUGGAAUUUUCUUGGAACCAUGAACAGUAGAGUAUGCGUGACAUAUUGGCUCAAUAUACUCCAGAACCUUGGUGAGACAGAGAGGCCUUAUUGUGUAACUCUUAAUCCUCCUCACACACCAGAGCAUACGUUGCUUAAGUGGACCACCGGUCAUCCAGUACCCUCAGUUGCUGCAUCGAAAGCUUCAUAUGAGCUUUAUCAAAUCCAAGGCAAGAGAGGAAUAUGGUUUUGUGGAGCAUAUCAAGGCUAUGGCUUUCAUGAGGAUGGACUAAAGGCAGGUGCUAUUGCUGCACAAGGAUUACUUAAGAAAAACUUUAGUAUCCUGAAAAAUCCCAAACACAUGGUACCUACCUGGCCAGAAACAGGAGCACGCCUCCUCGUUACUAGAUUUCUCAAGAGUUUCAUCGCGACAGGAUGCUUAAUCCUGUUAGAAGAAGGAGGUACAAUGUUCACAUUUGAAGGAACAGAGAAGAAAAGCACUCUCAAAGUUUCUCUUAGAGUUCAUAGUCCACAAUUUUACUGGAAGGUUGCAACUCAAGGUGACUUAGGCCUUGCUGAUGCAUUUAUUCAUGGUGACUUCUCUUUUGUUGAUAAGAACGACGGUCUUCUUAAUCUUUUCAUGAUUUUUGUUAACAGCAGAGAUUUGAAAGCAUCUGUCACAAGGUCUAGUAAGAAAAGAGGAUGGUGGACACCACUUCUUUUUACAGCUGCAGUGUCAUCUGUAAAGUACUUCAUUCGACAUGUUUCAAAUCAGAACACCCUGACUCAGGCUCGUAGGAACAUCUCUCGUCACUAUGACCUGAGUAAUGAGCUCUUCUCUCUGUUUCUAGACGAGACAAUGACAUAUUCAUGUGCAAUAUUUAAGAGUGAAGAGGAAGACCUGAAAGUAGCACAGGAGAGGAAGAUUUCUCUUCUCAUCAAAAAGGCAAAGGUUAAGAAGGAACAUCACAUCUUAGAGAUCGGAUGUGGUUGGGGAAGUUUAGCUGUGGAAGUUGUUAAGCGAACAGGAUGUAAAUAUACUGGUAUAACUCUCUCCGAGCAGCAACUGAAGUAUGCAAAGUUAAGAGUUCAGCAAGCAGGCCUUCAGGAUCAUAUAACAUUUCUCCUAUGUGACUAUCGUCAAUUGCCAAAUAUGUCUAGAUAUGACAGGAUUAUAUCAUGCGAGAUGUUAGAAGCUGUUGGUCAUGAGUUCAUGGAGGAAUUCUUUACCUGUUGUGAAUCUGCACUAGCAGAAGAUGGCCUUCUUGUUCUGCAGUUCAUUUCAAUACCAGAUGAGAGGUAUGACGAAUACAGACAGAGCUCAGACUUCAUAAAAGAGUAUAUAUUCCCCGGUGGAUGCGUACCUGCACUAAGUCGAGUAACAUCAGCCAUGUCUGCUGCAUCUAGACUAUGUGUCGAGCACCUAGAAGACAUAGGAAUCCAUUACUAUCAAACGCUGAGAUGCUGGCGGAAAAACUUCCUGGAAAAACAAAGCCAAAUUCAUGCUUUGGGAUUCGACGAUAAGUUCAUCAGGACAUGGGAGUACUACUUUGACUACUGUGCUGCUGGAUUCAAAACGUGCACGUUAGGAGAUUAUCAGAUUGUAUUCUCAAGGCCAGGCAAUGUUGCAGCAUUUGGUGAUCCUUACAAUGGUGUGCCUUGAGCUUAUUAGAGUUUAUUUUUUUUAUACGAUUGAUCGUAGGCUUGUUUUUAUAAAUUUUUUGAGUUCAUUGUUUUGUACCUAUUCUUGAUUUGUUGC
Solanum verrucosum is the source of this 2725-nucleotide messenger RNA. RefSeq lists its product as uncharacterized. The coding region runs from base 14 to 2629 and encodes 871 amino acids. NCBI's taxonomy places the organism in Eukaryota, Viridiplantae, Streptophyta, Magnoliopsida, Solanales, Solanaceae. Gene Ontology annotation, molecular function: methyltransferase activity; oxidoreductase activity. The transcript is spliced from 24 exons. The record is from RefSeq and is a predicted model, not a curated record.